Molecule: messenger RNA, 726 nt
Organism: Camellia sinensis
Lineage: Eukaryota; Viridiplantae; Streptophyta; Magnoliopsida; Ericales; Theaceae
Source: RefSeq, a predicted model, not a curated record
AUGCAUGACCAAAAGGUUGUUGAAGGUAAUUGGGUGUGUCAGUUCAGAAGGAGGCUGUAUGAGUGGGAGGUUAGUGAGGUUUUCAGACUCAGAAACUUCCUGGCAACAACACCUAGUCCUGUUCCAGAUCAAACUGAUUGUCCAGUAUGGAAUGCAACAUCAUCUGGGGUAUUCUCUAUCUGCUCUGCUUACACAGGUUUGCUGGCUUCAAUUGGCCCUUUGUUAAGGUCUACUAAAUUAGUGUGGAUCCCUUACAUGCCACCAAAAGUUCAAUUCUUUACUUGGUUAGCUUGGCGAAAUAGGGUUAAGGCUGCAGUGUACUUACAAAGAAUUGGUGCCCUUAACAACUCUGCUUCAACUCUGUGUGUCUUUUGCACUGAUGACCCAGAAACUGUUAAUCAUGUGUUGAUUUCCUGCCCAUUUGCUUGGAAGGUAUGGUCUGCAAUGCUGCUAUGGUGGGAUGUUGUGGGGGCUCUACCUGAAUCUGUUGAUGGAGUCUUAUUAUGGUGGGAAGGACAAUGGUUUAGGAGUCAGGAGAGGAAGAUCUGGAGAGGAGUGCCUCUGGUUGUGCUUUGGUCUCUUUGGCAGCACAGGAAUGCUAUAGUGUUUAAGGCAUCUGCUCCAAACUUGGAGGAGUUGUGUGAAGUGAUUAAGGUGAGAAUUGCUUUAUGGCUGAAACCAAGGUUCUCUAAGCACUUUCUUUUCUGUGCAGGAUUUUCUAGUUAA